Molecule: messenger RNA, 2608 nt
Organism: Sodiomyces alkalinus F11
Lineage: Eukaryota; Fungi; Ascomycota; Sordariomycetes; Glomerellales; Plectosphaerellaceae
Exons: 2
Coding region: 349-2340 (663 amino acids)
Source: RefSeq, a predicted model, not a curated record
UUUCUAUCCGUGCUUUGUAGGUAGCAAGGCAUUUCGACGAAAAAGGCCACGACCUCUUCAAACGAAUAGACCCUUUCAAACAUUCUCUUUCUACCUUUCGACUUCAUACUUACCAGAAGCCCCGACCGACUGGCCCUUCGAUCCGAGGACCGCUAGUCCUUUGUGGUCGUCGACCUUCUGCGCCCAAAUAUCGAGGAGGGGAUCCUUCCGUUAGCAAUGUGGCCCGUCCUAUGCCCUUGGACUCAAGUCUCGGCAUAAAGCUGGUCACUACAAUAGUCUUUGAACGCACAUCGGCCUGGCUCCCUUGACAACACAAACACACAUAGUUGGGCUUGGGGGAAGCCAAGGAUGCCGACUCGGGGCGCCGGCCAUUCGAUUUACGAUUCUACUCGGCGAACCCUUCAAGAAUCAGCAGUUUCUCAAGACGACGAUUUCCCGCCCUUCUCUUCCGGCCACAGACUCCCGCCUCGGAGAUCUUGGGCGAGAAAUAGGGAUCUUGACGUGCACCCUGAGACUUCUUCGAUAUCAACAGCAGUCUCCCAGCUUCGUCGUCGAGUGGUUGACCGCCUAGCCGCCAUACGAGACUCCGAAUUCGCAUCGAACCCACACAACCCAGCAAACCGCCCAGGAGAGUCUCCGAAUCACUACCUUCAGAGUAGAACCCGUCAGCUGGCCGAUUGGGAUCUCCAAGCUGAGUACGAAGAGUUGCUGCGCGACUUUCAAAUUUCCGACCCUAGCCUCUUCACCCCCUCGACUUUCAGCACCCUUCGCUUCCUCGAGCAGGAACGACAGUUUGCGCGCAGCGUGGCACAGGCGAACCAUUUGGUAUCCGGCAGGAGAGAUACCCCGAUAAGCAACGGCAGCAAUACCGGCAACAGUAACAGCAACUACGACAGCCCCGACCGCAGGCGCCUCGCCAUGCCUUUCUCAUUCAACGACGAGCAGGAUCGCCGGCGUCAUUCACGUCCCAACGGCGCUGCCGCCAGAACCCCCCAUCGGUCGACGGCUCCCCCAGCUGGUGACGGGGAUGACGACCUUGGCUUUGCCGGCUUGGGCGCCGGCGAUCCCUUUCGGAACGCAUUAGAGCGCCUGCCACAAAACGCCUUCUCGCCCUUCUCGCCGCCGCCUUAUGCCUCUAACCUGUCUCUGUCGCACUUCAACGUGUCGUCGUCGGGCACAGGCACAAGCCUGCGACCGCACGAACAUGCGGAAGAUAACUACCGGGCAAAACGUCGCAAAAUCGAGUCGGACCGGAUCGCCCCGACUUUCAAGGGUUUCCGGUACGGACGAUACGGCCAGGUCGAGCCCGGGGACUUGACUAUGGAGAUUGUAAGUUGCGAUGGCGGCCUGUUCUCGAACGGGUCGUCCUACACUUACGAGAACAUCCUCAAAAACGACAAGUCGGUAUACUGCACCAAGUCGAGCCGGUGCAACAUAGUGUUGCGGCACCAAGGGGCAACUUCCUUUUGUCUCAAAGAGCUGAUCAUCAAGGCCCCCGGCUCGGGCAACUACUCCUCGCCUGUACGGGAGGGCAUGGUGUUCGUUGCGAUGAACCAAGAUGACCUCUUGACCCGCACAGCGCAGUAUCAGAUUCCGUAUGCGCCACCGAAAUACAGCAGGGACCAUCGUCCGCUGGCUCCCAUCAUCUCCAUCCGCCACAACGAGGACGGGACGGUGGUUACCCGAACAUCCAGCCGUAGCAGGAGGGUGUUCCGCAUGGGGGGAGACGACGAUGACGAUGACGAGGAGGACGACGUGGGGACGGCGCAGAUCCCCCCGGAGUUCUCCACUGACGGGUCUCCGUUCAACGUGACGACAGUGUGUAGCGAUGACGAGAGCGACGGGGGAAACCCCCGGGCGGGCAUCCAUCGGCGGGCCCCGAACAGGAUCGGGGCCCUGCCCUUUGAGAGCGACAGCAGCGACGAUGGCAACUCGAUCGGUCACGAUGAGUACGGAUUUGACGACGUGUGGGCGCCAGCGUCGCGGCGCGGAGGGACGCGAAACAUGACGCUCGCCGAGGCACUGAGGACGUACCCAGGCACGACGACGGCGACUGCGACUACGACUGCGGCCGCGACGGCGGCCACGACCACGACCACGGCCACACAAGAUAUACCGAGAGCGGGCGGCAGGUGCGAGCUGAUGGCGCCGCACGCCAAGUUUUACAUCGAGAAGGACAAGAGCAAGUGCACCAUCCGGUUCGACCCCCCAGUAUCGGGGCGGUUCAUCCUGCUGAAGAUGUGGAGCCCCAACCGGGAGGGCAGUAACAUUGACAUCCAGGCCGUUAUUGCCAAGGGCUUUGCGGGUCCGAGGUAUUUUCCUUCGGUCGAGCUUCGGUGACUUUUUUCUUUUCUUUUUAUUUCUUUGUCGCACGAAAGAUGGUAUGGUAACAUGGUUAUGGGUUGGGGAAUUAUCUCGUCAUACGUCUCAUCGCACAGGGCGAUUUGACUGCCUCCUCAUCCGCAGUGAGAGUGGCAGGGGAGGGAGUUUUCUAACUACGACUGGGUGAUGCCUAUGAGACGACUAUAUUAUCUCUACGGAGUACACGGCAUCGGUUAAGGAUGAGCGAAUGACGGACGGUUGGCGUUAUGGGCGUUUUGAGGUGAUG